This is a messenger RNA of Synchiropus splendidus (mandarinfish), 762 nucleotides long. RefSeq lists its product as uncharacterized. The record is from RefSeq and is a predicted model, not a curated record. Bases 117 to 533 code for a protein of 138 amino acids. The transcript has 3 exons. NCBI's taxonomy places the organism in Eukaryota, Metazoa, Chordata, Actinopteri, Syngnathiformes, Callionymidae.
AUCAAUCCAGAUUACACCGAUUACAGAUAAGUACACUCAGACACCUUCCACUUGAUACACCCUUGACUUCCCGCUGCCUUCCCGGGCCCACCACUCGUUCUCUGGACUCCGCUGUGAUGAAGACUGCUCUGCUCCUGCUGCUCUUCCUCUCUCUGGCAUGCAACACUGUUCUCUGUUGCUCUCCCUGUGAAGGCCACGCCCUGAAAUGCCACACGUGCGCAGCAUCCAGCGAGGACGACUGCAACAAACAGGGCUCCACCGUGUGUCCACAGUACGCUGACGCCUGCGCCACCAUCACCGGAACCAACGCCGUGCUCAAGUCAUGCACCUACAAGGCUUUCUGCGACAAAGCACGCGACAGCAGCUCGGCAGCCAAGAUGGAGUGCUGCUUUGGGGACAAUUGCAACGGGCCCCACAAGAGCCACAGCCACUGGGAUCAGCACCAGCGCAGCAGCGCCGUGGUGGCGACCUCCAACCCCGUCCUGCUGUUCAGCGCUCUGCUGCUGCUGCGUCUCGGCUGCAGCCAGAUGUGAAGCGCAACACUACUGUUUGUCCUGACUGAGAUUAAAGGCGUCAUUUCCAAUCAAUUGAAAAAGGACCUUUGGCACCGCUGGGCUCCCAGUGCACUGCAACAGUCGUAAAUCCUAUAACAGCUACUGUGAUAAGAACCAAAGAUACGACUCAGAUUUAUGUUUAAACAUGUUUUUUAGACCUUUUAAGAAAGUGAUUUUAGAAGGUUCAAUAAAGGUUGACCCUACUCGA